Notodromas monacha is the source of this 1290-nucleotide messenger RNA. The record is from the annotation of a GenBank genome assembly. NCBI's taxonomy places the organism in Eukaryota, Metazoa, Arthropoda, Ostracoda, Podocopida, Cyprididae.
AAAAAGUCAGUGACUUUUAUCCUGUUCAAUGUCGGUUCACAGCAACAGUCAGAGGCCCAUCCGGUGAAUAUACGAUUUUUGAAGGCGAUAUCUUUGAAAGGGAAAAUGGGAAACCUGUCCGUGGACAUGGACUCAAUUCCUAUUUUGGUAUCAACAAGACCCAUAGUUUUAAAGCCUCCGGACUCCAGUCUGAUGUCCAUAGAUUUAUUUGGAAUUAUUCACCAGGAGGCUUUCCACAAAUUUGUGGCACAGGGCCGAUCUGGAUACGAGUUUGGCUAUGGAGUCGACGCCCUGGCGACGCAUAAUGAGCAUUAUCGCCAUGAACAACGACUGGAUGACGGCACUGUGAUUGGCAGCUAUGGCCUGAGGGAACCAGAUGGAAGAAUUCGCAUUGUGGACUAUGUUGCUGAUGCAGGUGGCUUCAGGGCGACAGUAAGACGUUCGCAAGCUAAUGGCCAGCCUUCGUUCCUUGCCCUUGGCACUCCUGAAAAGGGCAACAACAGAGUGAAACGUGAUACUGUUCAGCAACAUCAACAGCAGCAGCAGCAGCGAUUCAUUCGGGUCCCUCCGGGCUUCCUAGUCCCACCUCCGAUCCCGCGAAACCCACGUCUUCAUCUGGUUCCGACCGGCGACAGGGCUAAUGCUCACCGUGACCCCCGAGGUCAGGUCGUUCAUCAUCGAGUGAUGCUGGGCACGAUCCCCAAGAGGCAAAUGAUCCCACCCGGAAUUCAAAGCACGACGUUGUCAUCGACACAGGACGAUUCCAGACACGUGGUGAAGCUGUCAGUUGGCAUCCUGGUGCCAUCGGAAGUCCAAACGUACCACCCUCAUUUUCCACCACACGGUGGUGACGAUUUGCAACCACAAAUUGCACCAAUAGUCCUCAAUAAUAAGAACCACGCUCAUCCUCAGCAAAUGUCUGAGGUCCACUACAUCCCUGAAUACGAAAACAAUCUCAUCAGUCCCGAAGAGAUCGUCGGUCACACGAACGUGGAUAUUCCUGUGGUACAAGAAGAACAACAAAGGCCUCCGGGUUACGCCUUUCCUCAUCCUCAUCAGGACACAAAUAAUGACUACGUAGAGCAAGAAGAGGAGAUUCCAUUCAACAACAAUGAAGACCCUUGGGAUGGAUAUCUUAUUGAUGAGAAUAAUGAGGAACUCGUUGUUGAACCCGAACAAGGCUGGCCGUCGCANGACAUUGACUCGCUCGAAGCCGAGGUCACCAAGCAAAACAGUGUUGCCAAAAUUCAGUCGGAGCAGUCGACCAGCCUCAAAGCUCUGCUUGACCUC